Messenger RNA from Asterias rubens (European starfish), 3694 nucleotides. RefSeq names its product haloacid dehalogenase-like hydrolase domain-containing 5. The transcript has 8 exons. Gene Ontology annotation, cellular component: mitochondrion. Bases 63 to 1457 code for a protein of 464 amino acids. Gene Ontology annotation, biological process: glycerophospholipid biosynthetic process. The record is from RefSeq and is a predicted model, not a curated record. Lineage: Eukaryota; Metazoa; Echinodermata; Asteroidea; Forcipulatida; Asteriidae.
UACAAUGCUUUUCUGACGUGAUAAGAAAGAAGUGUUUUUCUGUUAUAUUGGUCGGGCUGAACAUGGCGGCCAAGAGGUGUAUUCAGACACUUUUACAACGGAAUUGCUCCCAGUUACGGAGACAUUUUAGCGUUUUUAACAACCGGAGACAAUCCUUUAAUGUUCAUAACGCGGAGUUUGGCCAGUCCCCUCAGUUCGGCAUACUGUUCGACAUUGACGGAGUUCUAGUACGCGGGAAGCGUGUUCUGAACGAAGCAGUCGAGGCCUUCCAGAAGCUGUCCGAUGGAGAGGGUCAUCUACGAGUGCCAGCAGUGUUUGUUACCAACGCUGGCAACAAGCUGAGACAAGCUAAAGCAAAACAGCUAACCGAAUGGCUGGGUGUUAAGAUUCAUCCGGACCAGGUGGUUAUGUCCCACAGCCCACUCAAGAUGUUUCCGCAGUUUCAUGACAAUCACGUUCUUGUCUCGGGACAGGGGCCUAUCAAAGAGAUCGCUAAAUAUCUUGGCUUUACUAAAGUGACCUCAGUUGAAGAUGUACGUGAUAUGUUUCCACAUCUAGACAUGGUUGAUCAUCAGAGGAGAGCACCAGCAGGCAAUCCCAAUGUAGAUAUUUUCCUUCCUAAGAUCGAGGCAGUGGUUCUAUUUGGAGAGCCAGUCCGAUGGGAGACCAAUCUUCAGCUGAUUCUCGAUGUCCUUAUCACCAACGGCCAGCUCAACCAAACGCUGGACCAUGUGCCAUACCCUAAUAUACCCGUGCUCGGAUGCAAUGUGGACCUCAUGUGGAUGUCUGAAGCCCCCCGCCCAAGGCUGGGUCAUGGCUCCUUCAUGGUCUGCUUAGAAUCACUGUACAAGAAAAUCACAGGGCGUGAUCUACUGUACACAGUUCUAACGGGUAAACCUAGCCAGAUAACCUACCACUGUGCCGAGAAUGUACUGAGUCAACAGGCCCAGGCUAUGGGGUGUACGGCACCGCUGAGGACCCUUUAUGCGAUAGGUGACAACCCCAUGACGGACAUCUACGGUGCCAAUCUCUACAACCAGUACCUGAUGGCCAAAUCCAACAGUCGUCUCAAGGUCCCCGGUCAUCGUCAUACGGCUACAAUCCGCCAAGGUGUUGCCAUGUCGGACAGCCAUCAUCCGAUUCCGGACAUAGACACCAAUGGAGAGGAUAGCGGUCACCACACCAUCAAUGAGCUCAAUAGUCAUGUAUGUGAGGGGGAGGUUAAGAUGAACGACAUCGUCGAUGACGGAUGUUCUGUCUGCAUGGAGUCUGUACUCGUCUACACCGGUGUGCAUUCCAAACCCAACGAGGUGGGCCUUCUCAACGAAACCACGCUAGAGUUAGACCAUGGACACAGGGACUUUGAAUACAACAAAGCUCUGAUUAAACCCAGUAUAACCACGCAGAAUGUACUUGAGGCAAUCGACGUCAUCUUUGAUCGAGAGGGUUUCAAGUGAGCCCGUACCGCAAAUCGUUCUGCCAAAAUGUGUGUGAUAAUGGAGUGAAAUGGGUGACUCCUUUAAAAUGAAAACCCAUUUAAUUUAUUGCUUCUGUGCACAUUCUGUACUAUUGUAUGAAAGCAAUUUUUGAAAACACUUUUGCAUUCAAGGCUUGGGUGUGACGUGCAAACAAAGCUCUAUUUUAUAUUUUUACUGGACUCUUUAAGGUCCCAUAAAACACCGUUACUCUCAAGAAUUUAACAACAAUAUUUCAAAUAUUUAUUCUUGUGGUGAGGAUGGUAUUAGAUGUUUAUGCACCAUAAAUUAUUGAAUGUUUUAAGUUUUUGGCGACAGAUAUUUUUUAAAUGCCCUGCUCAUCAUAAGAGAGAAAAGAAGAAUAAUUUCCUCAUGGGUGACAAUAAAGCAAGUUUGAGCAAAACCAACAAUCAUGAACCUUAAAAUUGAUUUCUAGAUGAAUUGAAUAAAUAAAAGUGUCAGAAAAUACAAAAGCCUCCCAAAAGGAUUUCUUGCCCCCCCCCCUCCCCAAAAUUUUGAGCCGUGCUAUGGGUAAUGUAGUGGUGUGUUGUGAGUGAGAGGUCAAUCACCCCGGACAUAAGGUUUGUUGUUAAGAAUCAGCAAAGUACGGGUUCGAGUCUUGGUCGUGAAACUGACUUGUAAACACUAUGGCCACAGAUUUACAUUAAAAUUACACGGUUUAAAGAUAAUGAUAGUGGAAAGCUUUCCUUGAAAUUUUACUUAAAAUCACCCUGCCUUUAAACAUUAUUACAAAUGAGUUGACUUGAUCUAGAGUUGGCUGAGAAGGUUCAGUCAUCCUUUACUAAUUCUUAUUCAGCCAAACGUGCUUUCAUCAUCGUAAAUUAUAACUUCAAAUUUUUUAAAAAGGGUGGUGUCUGACAUCUUUUUAAAAAGUGUAUAAUUUAAGUGUUUUCUCAAAGUAUGCAUUAUAGUGUUUGAUAGGCAAGGAAUGUGUAUAGAGUUGGGACAUUAGUUGUACAGGGGUGGUCUGCAGGACUAAGUGCUCUUGUUUUAGUGAAAGUAAUUAAAACUGGGCUUAAUUUGUUUGCGGCAAAGGGUAAGUUGCAGGGUCUUCAAAUGAAGUUACAACAACUUUGACAGUUUUGCUUCAUGCUUCUCUGGAGGAUUGAUAUUUAUUAUGAACCUUGUAAUCAGUGAGCUUUCAGAUUGAAAUAAAUCCAUUAUUAUUUCUUUCUUUUUGAUAAUAAACAAUCCUGCAUUAAAUUAACAAUCAAGCUUUAAAUUUAGUUGUUUGUUUGUUUCCUUAUAUCUAAGCAUCGAUUACCAAGCUCUCUUCCAACUUGGACUAAAAAAUGUCUGCAAGAAAAACCAAACUAGAAAAAUCUUGGUAAAACAGAAAUUGGUUAGCGGCUACAAUAUCAUGUGAUGUACCAUCUUUUCUAACUGAUUCCCUCGCGAAUAUUGUGCUAUGCAACUUUGUUUUGAAGCAACAUUUUCUGUGUAGUCGCCCUGUGACAUUUGACCCAAAGAUAUGUUUUUACAAGGUAAAUACUAAACAAACUAAUGUACUGUAUAGGUUUCCUUUAUUUAACAUAUGAACAUGCAACUGUAAAUAUAUUAGCAUUUUCUGUAAAUAUCACUUCUGAAUAAAAAAUAAAUCACUGUACUAUCGCUAAUAAUAAUAAUAACAUCAAGUGUUCCUAGUCGCACAUCAUUUUCUUAAACUAUUUAUUUUAUCAUUAUAUCAUCCAUUGUUUAAAUUCAUUUCUAUAAAAGAUUGUGUUGAACCAAUUGUGGAUAUUAUUUUGAUUUAAAGUAAAAAACAGUGAAAAUUAAAGAGUGCUUUUCAUACAUGUUAUUUGUUUGCUUUUGGAAGGUUUAAUGCUAUUUAUUUUAACGCUUUUUCAUAAAUAGCCUUUAUAAGAGUAGCAUCAUUUCAGAUGCAGAGGUUUUUAUUAAGUAACAGCAUUUAUAAACCGCCCUCAUUGUUUCAGAUAAUGCACAUCGUUUCAUUUUUCCACUGUACUGUUUUAAAUAAUUCAUAAGAAAAGUUGUAAAACUGACUAGAAGUGCUUUUGUGUGUCAAGCCUUUGUGUUCAAAGCACCUUUAAUGCAGAUUUGACUAUUUGCGGUGUACGUUUACUUUCAUUUUCAUUGUUUAACCCUAGGUGUAGCAGGUGAAAUAAUUUUAGAGAAACAUAUAGGGUAACUAAUAGUAAAGUGAACAUUUUGGACAUUAAAUAAAUAAGAGAAACAUA